AUGGCAGCCACCGUGGGAAACCUGCACUGGCUCCAGGAAUGUCUGCAGAAAGCUGAGUCGCCCAACCAAGCCGAUAUCAAUGGCUUCUCAGCCAUCCAUCUAGCAGCUCUACACGGCCGGCUGGAGUGUCUGAAACUGGUAGUCGAAAAGUUUGAGGUUGAUGUGAACUUGGCCAGUCUGACAGGAUGGACACCCAUUCACCUGGUGAUGAACAAGGAGAGUGGCCCCAGGGCACUGGAGUGUUUGCAGUACCUCAUUGGAAAGGGGGCAGACAUCAAUAUUCAGAACCAGGGCGGAACGUCGCCACUUCACAAGGCAGCCAGUGAAGGACGCCUCAACUGCAUCAUUGAACUGGUCAAGGCUGGAGCUGAUGUCCAUGCCAAGGACGCAGAGGGGCAGCAGCCCAUUGACCUCUGCAGGAUAUGGGCCCACAGGAGCUGUGCUAGGUACCUGAGUGAUGCCAUGUGGAAAAUAGACAAGCGCAAUUUUGCACGUGAAAUGCAGAAGCUGAACCAAAUCAAAAGUAAAUGUCAGCGCUCUGAACAAAACUUCUGGAAGCUAGAGAAGGUAAGAUCACCACAGCUUUAGCACCGGCAGAGCCAGAGCCUCUCCUGACCAUUUUUGGUUUCUAAUUAAAAUAAAAGGUCUUUUGCUGGCCUUGUUGCCAACUAGCAACCUAAAAGGUAGUUGGGGCGGAAAAGACUAUUAAUGCCCAGCUAGUUCAGCCCCUCAGCAGCACUGGUCCCUGUGAGAACUUCUCCAGCGCUCCAGGUGUUAAAGCACUCAACUGUGAGGGCGCUACCCCUUGGCACUCUGUGCCCCAACCCACUGAACCUGGGGGCAAGUCUGCACUACAAAAUGAAUCCCUCUCAGUUAUGUCAGUGUACAGCCACCACAGUAAUUAAGUUCCUUUUGCACGGCCACGCUACACUCCUGGUGUCGACAGUGCGCAUCCUCACCAGAAGCACCUGCACCCAUGGAACUCAGUGUGGGGCAUUGUGGGACGGCUUCCGAAAGGCAGCAGCAGUUGACAUGAGCAACCCAGUAUCCACACUGACACUGCGUUGACAUAACCA
This is a messenger RNA of Gopherus evgoodei (Goodes thornscrub tortoise), 1076 nucleotides long. RefSeq names its product ankyrin repeat domain 53 (gene ANKRD53). Bases 1 to 588 code for a protein of 195 amino acids. The transcript is spliced from 4 exons. Gene Ontology annotation, biological process: regulation of mitotic spindle organization; positive regulation of microtubule polymerization; regulation of mitotic cytokinesis. Lineage: Eukaryota; Metazoa; Chordata; Testudines; Testudinidae. The record is from RefSeq and is a predicted model, not a curated record. Gene Ontology annotation, cellular component: spindle pole. Gene Ontology annotation, molecular function: protein binding.